Messenger RNA from Coffea arabica (coffee), 1812 nucleotides. The record is from RefSeq and is a predicted model, not a curated record. Lineage: Eukaryota; Viridiplantae; Streptophyta; Magnoliopsida; Gentianales; Rubiaceae.
AUGAAUUGCCUCCCAUGUUUUUCAAGUAGGAAAUCUAAGAAAUGCAGUACAGGAAAUGAAUCUGUUAAUAAUACACAAAAUUUACCUGUGGAAGCCAAGAAUGCCAAUGAUGACCCUGUUACACCAGAAACUGCGAAUAGCGGGGCACGGACAUUUACAUUUCGUGAGCUUGCCAUGGCAACGAAGAAUUUCCGGCAAGAAUGUCUACUAGGUGAAGGUGGAUUUGGAAAAGUAUACAAGGCAACCCUUCAAAGUGGAGAGGUUGUGGCGGUGAAGAGACUGGACAGGAAUGGAACACAAGGGAAUAAAGAGUUUCUUGUUGAAGUUUUGAUGCUGACUCUCCUUAAGCAUCCAAAUCUUGUUAGUCUGAUUGGAUAUUGUGCUGAUGGGGAGCAGAGACUUUUGGUGUAUGAAUAUCUACCGACUGGCUCACUAGAAUCCCAUUUACAUGACUUGACGGAUGAUAAAAAGCCACUAGAUUGGCAAACCAGAAUGAAAAUAGCUCUCGGAGCUGCUCAAGGACUUGAAUAUUUAAAUGAGAAGGCCAACCCACCUAUCAUAUAUCGUGAUUUGAAAUUGUCAAAUGUUCUAUUAGAUGGAGACUAUAAUCCAAAACUCUCGGACUAUGGGCUUGCCAAGCUAGCACAGGGAGAUACUAAGACGCAUAUAUCACCGAGGGUUAUGGGAACUUAUGGUUAUUGUGCUCCUGAAUACGAAAGAUGUGGUGAACUUACAGCGAAGUCAGAUGUUUACAGUUUUGGAGUUGUUCUCCUUGAAUUAAUCACAGGACGUAGAGCUUUGGAUACUACAAGGCCAGCAGAGGAGCAAAAUUUAGUUAGCUGGGCACAACCAAUUUUUAAGGAUCCAAAGAGGUUUCCAGAGAUGGCAGAUCCACGUCUCGAAAUGAAGUUUCCAGAGAGAAGCUUAAACCAAGCAGUUGGGAUAGCAGCAAUGUGUCUCCAAGAUGAACCAGCUGUUCGUCCAUUGAUUGGUGAUGUUGUAGCUGUCCUCAGUUUCCUUGCAGUGGCUCCUCCAGAGGAGCCCGUUCCUGCUAAACUAUCGGCUCCAAACUCACCGUCUGAGGUGAAACAGCCAGAUGAACAUAAAAAUCAGCAUCACAGCAGCAGUGACAGCUCAGAUCAUGACGAUGAAGAAAGUGAGGACGAGAACAAAAGCAUUUCGGAUAAUGAGUCCCGUGGGAGUAAAAGUAGUUCAGAUAGUGAGGGUGGAGGUAAUUCUGCAAGUAAGAGUAAGAAAUUUUCAAAACAGAGUUCGAGUUCAAAGCACAAGAUGAAGAUUAAGGAAAAGACGGAUGGUACAAAAUCUGAAAGACAAGGUUCAAGAUCACACAAGAAAAAAAAGGUAAAGGAUGGUAAGGGAAGUACUAGUUUCAGUUCAAGUAGCAGCGGAAGUUCUCGUCAUAGCUCAAGGAGUAGCAGCGCUGCCGCAGGCCCAAAUGAAAGUAUUCCUGUUAAUUCGACGCUGACAAGCAUUGAAGAAUCUCAAGAUGGCAGUGCUGAAUCCAGUAUAGAGCGUGGCAGAUUUGAAGAAUCAUUCUCAUGGAGUAUUGGUUCAAGUUCAAGAUUCAAUUCCAGAAGUGGGAGUAAUUAUGUAGAUUCAGGAUUUAACAGCAACAACGAUUUAUAUAAUACUAGUCUUGAUUCGAAAAUGAGGACAGAAAGCAGCAUGGGAUGCAAGACUGAAAGUAAUAAUUCUUAUUCAAGACAAAGCAGCCAUUCGGAAUCUGAGGAUGAAAGUUUUAGUCCAUUACACUAUAGCGAUGAUGAGGAUGAAUAUGAAAACAGAUCCUAG